Molecule: messenger RNA, 966 nt
Organism: Mastomys coucha (southern multimammate mouse)
Lineage: Eukaryota; Metazoa; Chordata; Mammalia; Rodentia; Muridae
Product: olfactory receptor 1500-like
Exons: 1
Coding region: 1-966 (321 amino acids)
Biological process (GO): G protein-coupled receptor signaling pathway
Cellular component (GO): membrane
Molecular function (GO): G protein-coupled receptor activity; olfactory receptor activity
Source: RefSeq, a predicted model, not a curated record
AUGACUGGAAACAACCAAACUUUGAUAUCGGAGUUCCUCCUCCUGGGUCUGCCCAUCCUGUCAGAGUAUCAUCUCCUGUUAUAUGCCUUGUUCCUUGUCAUGUACCUCACCACUGUCUUGGGGAACCUACUAAUCAUUGUUCUUGUUCAAUUGGAUUCCCAUCUCCACACACCCAUGUACUUGUUUCUCAGCAAUUUGUCCUUCUCGGAUCUCUGCUUUUCCUCUGUCACAAUGCCCAAAUUGCUUCAGAAUAUGCAGAGCAAAGUACCAUCUAUAUCUUAUGUUGGUUGUCUGACACAGCUGUAUUUCUUUAUGGUUUUUGGAGACAUGGAGAGCUUUCUUCUUGUGGCCAUGGCCUAUGAUCGCUAUGUGGCCAUCUGCUUUCCUUUGCAUUACACCAGUAUUAUGAGCACCAAGUUCUGUGCUUCACUAGUGCUACUACUGUGGAUUCUAACAAUAUCUAAUGCCAUGAUGCACACCUUGCUCAUGGCUAGACUGUCUUUUUGUGAGAAGAAUGUGAUUCUCCACUUUUUCUGUGACAUUUCUGCUCUUCUGAGGUUGUCCUGCUCAGACACUUAUGUUAAUGAGUUGAUGAUAUUUAUCAUGGGAGGGAUCAUCAUUAUUAUUCCAUUCCUACUCAUUGUUAUGUCCUAUGUAAGGAUUUUCUUCUCCAUUCUCAAGGUCCCAUCUACCCAGGGCAUCCACAAGGUCUUCUCCACCUGUGGAUCCCAUCUGUCUGUGGUGUUUCUGUUCUAUGGAACAAUUAUUGGUCUAUACUUAUGCCCAUCAGGUAAUAAUUCAACUGUAAAGGAGAGUGUGAUGGCUAUGAUGUACACAGUGGUGACUCCUAUGUUGAACCCCUUCAUCUACAGCCUGAGGAACAGAGACAUAAAGAGGGCUCUAAUAAGAGUUAUCUGCAGUAAGAAAAUCUCUCUUUUAUGGCAGUCCUUUGGAUUGAAUUUUUAA